AUGCAUGUUCCGCGAACCGAGGCCGCGCCUCAGGUUCUGGAAGGUUCGAUUCGGAGGCUACUCCGGCCACGUCGCAGAGGAGAGGGAGGUCUGUAUCGAGGAAAGGCUCCGGAGCUGGAGAUGAUCGGCGGGGGAAGAACAGUCGCCGAUGCGAAUAAUCCGAGGAGGAGGAGAUCGGUUUCGGUUGUUCGGUACCAAAUUAGCGAUUCUGAGAGUGACCUGGAUCAUUCUCAGAAGUCUAGAAGUCGUGUGAGUAUGAAAAAUACUGAUAAUGGGAACAAGUUAAUGAACAAAUCAGUUGCUUCAGAUCAAAGACCAAGUCUUAAGAAGUCUCUAAGCCAGAAGGAUUUGAGACCGUUUGAUGGCUACUCUAGUCAUUCCUCAGUUCUUACGGAUGAUGAAGGAGCAGGUGUUCACUUUAAUAAGAAUGGAAGCGAGAAACAAGUGGUUUAUCGACAGAAGAAGGUGGCAGAUUCAGUCAGGGAUAAUGGAUCACACAAAGUAACUCAGAAAGAAAUUAGGCAUUUGGGAAUUGAACAAGCUGUGGCAAAACCAAGAGGUAUUCAGUCUGUUUCUUUGGCUAGAAGGAACUAUGAAAGUGAACUGGAACAGUCACAGAAGCGAAAACAGGAGUUGUUAGCUGAAAUAGUGUUUGAGGAGCAGCGAGGCAAAGAACUUUCAAAGAUUGCUAAUGAACUGGUUCCUGCUACUAAGAACAAUUCUGCACAAAAACCAUCAAGAGCCAGAGAAGUAACGAUAGAAGCAGAAUGUCUAUGUGCUUAACUGAGGAGGCUGAGAUAUAUAUUGAGGAUUUUAUUUCAAAUGUUGAAGAUACUACAGAUAUUUCUUCCCUGGAUGGAGAAAGGAGUGAUACAAGCUCAUCCGUUGGAGGUUUGAUAAAGCCGGAAACAUAUAGUAGCCCCCAAUAGCUAGAUCUAUUCCUGGUUUAACGGAUGGGGUUACCUUGCCAUGGUUACAAUUGGAGACUGGUAAUGAUGUUUCUCAUGCAGCAAGCCUGAAUAAUAAAGCACAGAUGACCUUGACCCCAAAGAGUGCAAGUUCAACUCAGGAAAUAUCGAAGGCACGAGAUCAAAGUAGCUAUUCUGUGAGCAGUCGUGGAAGUUGGAGCCCAGAAUGCCUUGAAGAGUAUAUUGGAAAGGAUGUAUACUGUAAAUUUGGAGAAUCUUUUAGUUACUCAGACAAGUCUUUCUCGGCCACGUCCAAAGGAUUAAGGCUAUUGUUGAUAUUCAUGUUUUUUCUUUUCUGAGAGUGGUUUGAAUCGGGUCGGGGAAGAUUGGGAAACGGUUAGGCUUUGCGCGCACAUCGGGUGCGGGCGACCCGAGACCCGCCCUCACGAAUUUCGAAGGUGUUCGGUUUGCGGUAAGGUGAAUUACUGCUCCAGAGGGUGUCAGGCGUUGGAUUGGAAGCUGCGGCAUAAGAUGGAGUGUUCGCCGGCGGAGAUUUGGCCGGAGGAGGAGGACGGUGGUGGUGCGGUUGUUGUUGGUGGCGGCGGCGGUGACGAUGGAGUAGGAAACGACGUGGACGUGAGAAACGGCGUCGUUUGAGUCUUAAUUAACGACCGGAGUCUUUACGGACAAGGACAAGGCUGCUGCCCAUUUGAAGGUACUUGUUUUAUGAUUGAUGCCAAUUCUUUGUGGUGUCCCCUGUGGGUGGUGCUAAGAAGGUUAUUAUCUCUGCUCCCAGCAAAGAUGCCCCCAUGUUUGUUGUUGGUGUUAACGAACACGAAUACAAGCCAGAGCUUGACAUCAUUUCUAAUGCUAGUUGCAC
This is a messenger RNA of Arachis stenosperma, 1788 nucleotides long. RefSeq lists its product as uncharacterized. The coding region runs from base 1 to 783 and encodes 260 amino acids. NCBI's taxonomy places the organism in Eukaryota, Viridiplantae, Streptophyta, Magnoliopsida, Fabales, Fabaceae. The record is from RefSeq and is a predicted model, not a curated record. The transcript is spliced from 13 exons.